AUGUUUCUUUAUAAGUGGUUCGACCAGAUGACGACAAAAAGAAUUUUUUUUCUUUUCUUUUUCUUUUUGAUGCUUGAAUUCUUAACUUUUUUCUUUUCAACUUUUCUUUUUCAUCUUCAUGCUUUCCUUCUCUCUCCUUUUUUGAAAUUCUUUUGUUUCCUUUUCUUAACUAACUUUCUUUCUCCCUCAUCAUUCUUCCUUCGUUUUUUUUUGUUUUUUUUUUUGUUCUUUUUACUGCUUUCUUCUCUUCUUUUUCAUCUUUACCAUUUCUCUUCACUUCUUCUUUGGGUUCACACUUUCUUCGUUUCUUUUCUUUUCUCUUCUUUCGUAAUUUCCUUUUUUCGAAUCUUUUUUUUUUUUUACUUCUUUCUUUCUCUUCUUUCUUAUCCACAUUCUUUUUCUUUCCCCUUUUGUUUAAUUCUUCCUUCAUUUUUUUUCAUUCUCUGUUCUUUCCUAAUUUUCGUCGUCUUUCAAAAAAAAAUUUCCUGCUUCCUUUCUCUUCCUCUUUUUCUUAUUCACCCCCGAACUUUCUUUUUUCUAAUCUCUUCUUUCAUUAUUUCUUUUUUCUUCUCAAAUUCGUUGUUUUUCUUUUACUGCUCUCUUUCUCCUCUUCACUUUCUCUCUUUCUUUCUUUCUUUCUUUCUCCUUUCGCUUCAUUCUUUCUUCAAUUCUUUUCUUUCUCUCUUCUCUUUUAUCAAAUUAUUUGUUUUCCUUUUACUGCUUCCUUUCUCCUUCUGCUUUUUCAACCCUCCAUCUUGUUUAUUCUCUCUUCUUCCUCCAUCUUCCGGUUAUAUUGAUCCUUCUUUUGUUCUUUCUUCUCGAAUUACUUUUCUACAUCAUCCUUCCUCGUUCGUAUUUCUAUCUCUUCAGCAAGAACUGGGUUUUCUCUUUCCUCAUCUUCCCUGCGCAACAUUUUACAUUUCGAUGGUGACUCACUGUUCUCACUUUCCUACUCGCUGCCAUUAUUUUUUUUUUGAUUUUCACUCAUUAUUCAUUUCCUUCUUUUUUUCAUUAUUCUCGUUCGCUCUUCUUGCCUUCUACGACUUAUUUUAUUCCCCUUUCUUCUAUUUUCUCUUUUUGAUAUUCUCUCUUUCAUUUAUUCAUUCACUCAUUCCUUCUCUUUCACUUUGA
Acanthosepion pharaonis is the source of this 1131-nucleotide messenger RNA. The record is from the annotation of a GenBank genome assembly. NCBI's taxonomy places the organism in Eukaryota, Metazoa, Mollusca, Cephalopoda, Sepiida, Sepiidae.